UGAUUUAUUAUAGCCAUGAAAUGCUCUGCUCUCUUCUCUUUUCCUUGCUGUCCCCGGGGCUGGAGGAGCACAGGCCUCCACGGGCACCAGGCCUCGGCCUGGCAGGACUCCUGCCUCCCUCCAAGGCCCAGAGCCUGGGGCCAGAGACGAGAGCCGUCGGAAGACCUGGUUCCCUACGACACGGAUCUCUACCAACGCCAGACGCAUGAGUACUACCCGUACCUCAGCAGUGAUGGAGAGAGCCACAGCGACCAUUACUGGGACUUCCACCCCCACCACGUGCACAGCGAGUUCGAGACCUUCGCCGAGAACCACUUCACGGAGCUGCAGAGUGUGCAGCCGCCCCAGCUGCAGCAGCUCUACCGCCACAUGGAGCUGGAGCAGAUGCAUAAUGUCCUCGACACCCCCAUGGCGCCACCCCACACCGGCCUCGGCCACCAGGUCUCCUACCUGCCCCGGACCUGCCUCCUGUACCCACCCCUGUCCCCGGCUCAGCCCAGCUCGAACGAGGAGGAAGGGGAGCGGGCAAAGCCCCCCCGGCUGGAGGUGUCUGACGGGGAAGGCUUGACGGCCUUGGAGCCCCGGGCCCUGGGCCUUCCUGCAUGGGGGAAGACAGGCAGCAAGAAGAAGAUCCGCCUGUACCAGUUCCUGCUGGACCUGCUGCGCAGCGGCGACAUGAAAGACAGCAUCUGGUGGGUGGACAAGGAGAAGGGCACCUUCCAGUUCUCGUCCAAGCACAAGGAGGCGCUGGCGCACCGCUGGGGCGUGCAAAAGGGCAACCGCAAGAAGAUGACCUACCAGAAGAUGGCGCGCGCGCUGCGCAACUACGGCAAGACGGGCGAGGUGCGCAAGGUCAAGAAGAAGCUCACCUACCAGUUCAGUGGCGAGGUGCUGGGCCGUGGGGCCCCGGCCGAGCGGCGCCACCCGCCCCACUGAGCCCCGGCACGCCGGGCCGCCCCGCUGCCCAUAGCAUUAAGCCCUCGCCUCGCCGGCCCGGACACACGGAGCGAGCUCCCGGGGCCAGAGGCUGGACUGUGGCGGCCAGGCCUCGCCCGCCCCCUCGGCCCAGCCCCCAGACACCCUGCUUUGCCCCCCCCAUACACACACCCGGACUCCAGCCCCCGCAGGGUGGGCCCCGCUGAGUGACGGGGUGCGUCCUGGGCGUGGGCGUCCCGCCCGUGCGUGCCCUGCCGGAUCGUCUUCUAUAAGCACCCCCCUCCCCCUCAAACCGUUCGCCGCCCCCCUCCCACCGUCGCCUUCCCCCAGGAACAGAGUAAAGUUAUCCGCGGUUAA
Oryctolagus cuniculus (rabbit) is the source of this 1293-nucleotide messenger RNA. It is a transcript of the gene SPI1, whose product is annotated as Spi-1 proto-oncogene. Gene Ontology annotation, cellular component: nucleus. Gene Ontology annotation, biological process: cell differentiation; regulation of transcription by RNA polymerase II. NCBI's taxonomy places the organism in Eukaryota, Metazoa, Chordata, Mammalia, Lagomorpha, Leporidae. The record is from RefSeq and is a predicted model, not a curated record. Gene Ontology annotation, molecular function: DNA-binding transcription factor activity, RNA polymerase II-specific; sequence-specific DNA binding.